Penaeus indicus is the source of this 1758-nucleotide messenger RNA. It is a transcript of the gene CBP, whose product is annotated as sarcoplasmic calcium-binding protein-like. Gene Ontology annotation, biological process: mitochondrial calcium ion homeostasis; calcium import into the mitochondrion. The record is from RefSeq and is a predicted model, not a curated record. The transcript has 7 exons. Lineage: Eukaryota; Metazoa; Arthropoda; Malacostraca; Decapoda; Penaeidae. The coding region runs from base 66 to 875 and encodes 269 amino acids. Gene Ontology annotation, molecular function: calcium ion binding. Gene Ontology annotation, cellular component: uniplex complex.
GAACAAGCUAUUCACCAGUCCGGGAACUGGAGAGCUUCAGUUGGGUUUGUGUCGUUGUGUUCGCCAUGUCGCUCUCUAGGUGCUUCACCACUGCUCUCCGGUCCCGCCGUGCCCUGGAGAGGACUCUUCUGCCUGCUGCCUCCGCUGUUACAGGCUUGAACAAGGUUGCCGAAGAUGAAGCUAGAGGAAAAGUAUACUAUGCUCCUACUGCUCAGUCGCAGGUGGGGCACGUGCGCCACUACAGCAAGCGGGCCAGCGUGCGGAAACACCAAGAGUCCGACUCCGAUUCAUCCGACUCCGACCGCGAGUCCGGGAAGGGGAAGCGGGGCACGAGGGGCCAGACAGCAUUUUGGAGACAGAAAAUGCGCACGCAUCAUCAGGUGAUUGACCUCAACAAGGACGGCGUUGUGUCAUGGGAUGACUUCGAAGUCCUCAUUGCUAGGUUCACUGAGCUUGGACACCUGUCACCUAAGGAAAUUGGCAAAUUCACAGAUGCAUUACGGCACGUUUGGGAAGAGGAGUGGGGUGCUUCAGGUGACCCGUACAUCUUCAUCGGACAGGAGCAGUUCCUGACGCAGAUGGAACAUGUUGUCAACUCGAAGUCACUGAGAAAGAGAGUUGCUAGCCCUCUGCCCUAUUUCUUUAGCGCCGUAGAUCGUGAUGGAAGCGGGGAAAUCUCCAUUGAAGAAUUCAAAAUCUUUUAUUCAUGCUUAGGAUUAUCAGAACAAGCUGCCGAAGAAUCCUUUGCUUCUAUUGAUCUAAAUAAGGAUGGAAAGCUCAGUAAGAAGGAGUUUAUAAAGUUGGGGCGAGAUUUCUUCCUUUCCGAGAAAGAGCACAAACCUAGCAAGCUUUUCUGGGGUCCCUUGGUUUCAUAAGCACCUGUAGACAGUUUUGUGGACUAGUGAAGAAAAUGUUGAAUUAUGUGAGCAUGACUGACAGAAAUUAGAUAAAGUCAUAUGAUCUAGGGUCCUGUGUUUAAUAUGCCCCUGUUGGUAGUGUUGGAGAUUUGUUAAGAAAAUGUUGAGUAAUGCAAAUAUGACAAAUUAGAUGAAUUAAAAUAAUGAAACUGCAUUAAGAUAUUUGCAACACUGUCUCUAUUUUAUUAUUUUUAUAUUUUGUAUUGUAUAAAGUCAAAUUGCCAUUAAUUGUUGAAUAGCAAAAAAUAUAUUUAAUUAAGUAGUGUAAAGUGUGAUAUCAUCAUUUGCAUUUCCUUGCAAUCUGAUUUUUUUUCUUUAUCUUUAUUAUGAGGUAGAAUUUACUGAAAUUUAUAACCCCGAUAGAUUUUACUGUAGCACUGGCAAUAAAGUAAUUCUUCCUUAUCAUUGCAUACUGAAUAAAUUUUACAAUGUAUCUUGUAUUAGUUCGUUUUGGUGUGGGCAUGUAGAUAGCUUUGUGAUGAUUUGAACUAAAAAGAGAUGUCUUGUAGGUCUGCUUUUUGUUUUUCAACUCAUGAUAACACUUAUCCUCUGUAGCUGUAUAAUGUAUGCAACAUUAGAGGAUGAAAUUCCUUGUCCUUCAUUUCUUUUAUUUACAAAUAUUUUCAUCAAAAUAUAAUGAAUUACUCAUUUUACUAAAGAAGCUUUUAUUCUGCACAUAGUGAAUUAUUCAUUAUAUAAUUUUUUCUUUAAAUCUGUUUUUUUCAAGAAAUUAUUGAAAAUGAUACACUUUUACAACUCAUGAUAACACUUACCCUCAUUAACUAUAUAGUUAAUGCAUUUUGUGAGGAUGAAAAUCAUUUUCAUUAAAGGCAUCACAAAA